AUGCUAAGAAGACGGAAGAAGUUGGAAGUGGAGAGGGAUAUGCAUCAGAUGUAUGAUGAACUGCAACGGUCACGUCGGCGGCAAAUUCUAAGGUUGUUUCAGGAGGUGAGGGAAAGGAGGCAGUGGAAAAAUGGCAGCGACGAGGAAAGGGAUUUGCCAAAAGAGGAUGAAAAGAUGACUUACCCAGAAGAUGAGUUCAUAUUGCUAGACGAUAGCAAAAUGCCCAAGGACGACGAAGAGGAAGAGUGGGGACGAAGAAAAUACGGAGGGAAGAUGGGACAAAGAAUAUUUAAAAGAAUGAACAGGAGGAAAGAAAGAAUUAAACAGCUCAAAUUGGAGCAUAAGAGAGUUAAAUACAAGUAUUAUAAUAUUUCUAAGACGGAAAAACAAGCACCAUUAAGAACAAGUAAGAAGGCAUAUUUGUGGAUUCGUGAAUGGUUCAAGAUGAUGAUGGGUAGGAAUAUUCAUUCUCAGUAUGAUAUAUGGAGGAAGGGCAUGUGGUCUCUUUAUGAGGUUCUGAAUACGAAGCAGGAUAAGAAGGAAGGAGAGGACACGGAAGAAUUUUCCUCAUUUCAGGAUACUUUAAAAAAAGUAAAAUCCCUGGACACUCCCUUUUUUGAAACGGAUUCGCUAGAUAUCUGUUUGAAUGUCAACUCUUUGCGAAUUCCAUCUGUAAAGGAUGCCUCAGGGAGCAGCUCCUCCACCAGGUGCACCUUCUCAUCAGGCUUCGAAUCCCCCAAUGGUGUUUCCUCUUACGACCUACCGAGGGAUGAAAGGAAAAACGGUCGAAUAGAUCAAAUCAGUGAAAGACAAUAUACGGAGAAGGGGGAAAGUUGCUCUCUGGAGUUUGGCAAGUUGUUUGAGAAGGGUGAUGUAGUAAGUAGCAUUCAUGUGGAGAGGCCAGCGGAAGGAGAUGCUCUCAUGUGGAGGGUUUCCUCUUCUCAAGAGGAUUUCCAAAGAAGAGAGGACAAUUCCUUCGGUAGAGCUCAAAGAGAAUGCGCCAUAUCGAUUCCUAACAAUGUGAUAACUGAUGAGAAGAAGGCAAGUGAGGUCAUUUCGAGCAAGCAUGCCGGGAAGAGCAGUAGGAGGAAAAAAAAUAGGGAUGGCGUCGAUGGUGAUGGUGACAAUCCUGAUGAUUCUGUGAACAAGAGUGACGAUCACCCUAAGAACAAAGAAAGGAAAAAAAUCUCCCUCUUCGGUCACGUCAAACCAGUAGAUAUAAUCAACCGAGGGGUAGACGCUUAUCCGAUUUUACGUAACCAACAGAACCUAUAUGUAGAUGUUCUGAUCAUUGGCUCGGGAAUCUCUGGACUUGCGGCGGCCUACUACCUAAACAAAUGUAAUGCAGACAUACUAGUCAUUGAAGGAAGAAAUCGAAUUGGAGGAAGAGCUUACUCCACCAUUCUGCCAGAGAGAAUAAUAAAUAACAACUUGCUCCCCGAAACGGUGGUAGAUUUAGGUGCGAAUUACUUGCACUGUUGCGAGAAUGCCGAUGUACCAAAUGACCAUAACGCGCAUUCAAAUCAGGGGGAUAAAAUACACGAAGAGAACUACUUCACAAAGAAAGAAACACUGUCCAUGGACUCAGGGCUCUCCGUGGGUACUGAUAAUCGAAGAAAUGGUAAGAGUAAAAAAGCAAGGAAGAAAUUCUAUUAUAGGAGAAAUAACAAAAGGAUGAAAGUUAGAAUUCCACCUGAUAAGAAGAAGGAGUUCAAUCCUCUGGACCCCAGUAACAUGGAAGAAAUGGAAAAACGAUUAUCCAAUAAUGUUAACCUGUUCAAACAACAGUAUGCACAAUUGAUGGAACGGUUUGGAAAAAUCCCCCUAUAUAGUAAAGCUCACCAGGAAGGCAGAAAUCGCACAGGGGAGAGGCAAUCCCCAGAACAAAGUGGAAACGGACUCUCGGCGAAAUUCGCACAGCGCCGAGGAGAAGAUGACGACCCACACCACUCAUACAGCGACAGCAACUACUUCCAAGCGAGAAAACAGAAAAAGGAGAAAAAAAAAAAAAUCAGAAAAAAUAUUCUCUUCAUGGUGAAAUACAACAUUGACAAUAUAUGCAAUCUAUAUAGCUACAUAUACAAACAGAUGGGAUUGAAAAAAAAGAAAAAGGAUUUAUUAACCUUUUUAAAAGACAUGGAUGAAAAUAUAUGUGUACAUACCUACCUGAGUGACAGCUGUUUAAGUAGCGAUUCUUCCUUUCCUUCCUCCAUGUACUCCUCCUCCUACGGAGACAAACAACCUCCCUUCCUUAAUGGAUCGCAUAAAUGCUCCAAAAGGGAAAAUAAAAAAUUAAAAAUACUCUCCGUCAAUAAAGAUACUAGAAGAAGAAGAGGCUACGACAAGUCUGUAACUCAGCUGGCAAAUAAAUUAAAACCGAAAAUAUCUUUGGUCUGUGGAAAGGACAACUGGGAAUCCACUUUCUAUGCUUAUUGGUAUAAUAACGAAAGUGGAAAACAAGUUAAAACCUUUAAAAUAUAUAGGAUGAAUUUAUUGUGUGAUAAAAUUAGGGUUAGGGCUGCUAGGAAAAUUAAAACAUAUCUCUUCAUAAAUAAUAAUAGGCAUGAUACGACUGUCGAUAAUUAUCCCUCCUGUAUGAACUUCCCUGGGGAAGUCAUCCAUCAUUCGGAAAAGAAAGGAGAGAACCAGUCGGUUUCCGUGCAGGACAUAAAAGGGGCACAAGAUGGGUAUGAAGAAAAAGGGAAGGAGGAGAUAGGAGAGCUACAGAAGAGCAUCAAAUCGGAUUUUAUAAAUACGAACAUAGCGGAAGAACAGUGUGUUAAACGAAUGAAGGUAAUGAACGAAUCUCGGUCGAAGAAGAAAUGCACAUGGACGGGGAGCGGAGUGGACAACUACGACAAGGAUUCAAUCAUUUAUGAGAACUACUACGACUACGGAGAGGAGUACUAUCGAAUUGUGAGAAAGGCAACUCAACCAAUCCAGCCAAAGGCAACUCAACCAAUCCAGCCAAAGGUAAAUGAACCAAUCCAGCCAAAGGUAAAUGAACCAAUCCAUCCAAAGGUAAAUGAACCAAUCCAGCCAAAUGCAAAUGAACCAAUCCAGCCAAAGGCAACUCACUCAAUCCAACCAAAGGAUAAGAAGGAUAUAAAAAGUACAUUUCUCUUUAACGAACACAAGGAAAGGAGAAGUAUGUGGGAUCUAUUAAUCGAAUGCACAGAGGAAAUUCUUGAAGAGAUGAAUAUACACCAGGAUAACUUCUCCCUGGAAGAGUGGAAAAUAUUAAUGGUUAUGCUACAGUCCAGAUAUGGCUAUGGAAGUGAUUUAAGAGAGACAUCCAUAGCCAUGUGUAGACUUCCAUUUUCCACCUACAUGGAUAUUGAUGUAUGUCCAAACUAUGGUACCCAUGAUUAUAUUCUAAAACAUUUUAAAUAUUAUAAUAAAAUUAGGAAAUACGAACAGAUUCCUCAGGUGAUAAGUUUCAAGGACAACACCAGUGCUGAUCAGAUAGUUCUGGACGGAUGGAAGUGGCUCAUAAAUUUCUUGUCCGAAAAUAUACAGAACAAAAUUCUUCUCAGCACAGUAGCCGAAAUGGUUCACAUAAAGGAGGAUGGUACAUUUUGGAGUAACGACUACAAUGGUGUUAAUGAUACUUCUCAUCAGCAGGGUGAUCAUCUAUUGGUUAAUACACAGGGGGAGUUGUCUUCAGAGGAGGAUCCCAAGAAUGGAACCCAUAUGGGGAAUUCCCCACAUUGUGUAAGAGAUUCCACUGGAAACUAUCAAUCUGGUGAUGUCUUCUCUGAGGGUGCAGUUCAGGAGGGGAAGGGGAUUCACUCUGCCCACAAUGGAAAACAUCCGAGGGGAGUGAAGAGGACUCAUGAAUACUACAUCAACGGGGACGAGAAAAGUAAAGGCUUAGAAGUUGUGCGAAAUCGAUGCCGGCCAGGGGAAAACCAGGAAAACUACAACGUUAUGGUGCAGUGCAAGAGCUACGAUACGUCGAAGAAACAAAUCAACAAGCAUUUCCAUGGCACAUCGAAUCUCACCAAUUGCAACUACGCCAAAGUGAAUAUCUUUGCCAAGUAUGUAAUUGUUGCUUUACCACUUGGAUGCUUAACAAAUAAUGAAAAAAAAAAAAAAAAAAAGAAAUCGUAUUUGCAGUUUGAACCCAAGUUACACCCACUGAAAAUUAAAGCAUUGAAUAACUACAGAAUGGGAAAUCACAAUAAAAUAAUUUUACGAUUCUAUCCAUUUGAUUUUGACUGGCCAUUUGAUAGCUUACAGCUAAACUGUAUUGAUCAAAAAUUUCAGUUCCUUAAUUUGCAUGCCUAUGGAAAAAUUGGCUGUGUUUUAGUACACUGUUUCCCUCCCUGGUCAUGUACCUAUGGGUAUAUUAAAAAUGAACAUUACAUCGUAAACGAAUGUUUGUACACUUUACAUAAGAUGUUCGAGAAUACGGGAAAGAAAUUACCCAUCCUCGUUGAUUAUUUAAUUACCAAAUGGCAAGAUGAUAAUUUUUCCUUUGGCUCAUAUGCCUAUCCUCAUGUCAACUGCACUGAUAAUGAUUUAAUUUACUUGAGGGCUCCGCACCCGAUUGAUAAUCCCAAGGUCGUCUUCUGUGGGGAGUACCUAUCCAAGAGUUAUUUCCAGUGUGUAGACGGAGCGUAUGACACCGGCAUACGGGCAGCUGAAGAUAUUGCACAUAUUGGAUUGAAGUUAGGGGGUCCCGACACCAAACGCUACAAUACGGAUGUUUUUUUCUUCCCACAGGAUACGUGCCCAUUUACUAACAUACCUUUGCCCAAGGUAAAAAAUAAUUUACUUGGAUUUUACAUAACGGAUGGAAGUGAUGAAGCGCUUACUGAUUAUGAAAGCUCAUCGGAGGAUGACGACGUGUCGAACCUUUCUAACAUUCCUUUGUCCCUUCUCAAGGGGGAACACGACUUCUUGUCCUAUUCGUUAAACAAUAUUUUGAAAUUUUUCGACCAUCUGAAGGGUGAUGCCUUUUGCAAAUCUGAUGAUGGCAAUCAAAGGAGAGAAGGAAGAGGGGAGAAGCAGAGUAGCGUAGAGGGGGGAGGCAUAACUGUGGAGAAAACCCACACAGAUAGGCUUAAGCGUAAGGUGGAUUCCCCAGCGUCGGAUGGGGACUUCUCCGAGGAUUUAGUCCACAGAUCAAUCGCUUUGGUAUCACCAGAUUUAUCCCCCAAAUGGCUGAACUCCUGGGAAACCAGUUUUACUGGAGGAAAUCGCUUAACUAGCUCAAGCAUCCAUUCGACACCUGCGCUAUACACACACGGAAGGAUAGAACACUGUACAUCCCUGAGCAACUACGACGAGUUCAGCUUAUACAUAGACAAAAACAUAAUCAAAAUGAAUGACAUCAUUUUCCACAAUUACAACGAAACUGAAUUAAAUUCGAUAAGAAAAGAAAGCAUAUCGCCCGUUUUUUUAAAAUCAAAAUUUUUGCUCUCUCAAUAUUUAUCAUCUGUGUUGAGCAAGUAUCACCACUUUAGACAUUUUAUUCAGAGGGAACUAUUUGCUAAAAUUGAAGCUGCGAAGGAUGUACUUGUGGACCAUUUCGAAUGGAGCAAUCUUCCAAAUAAUCCUUUGGGCUUUCCCUUUUUAAAUGAAAAAAUAACUGAUCAUACAAAUGCUCAAAUGAGUGAAAAGAAGAAAUGGGAAAGUGCAGAGAGCUGCAUUUUUCCCGAACAGACAAGCUCCUGGAUGUACAGUGGAUAUAAACCUCCAAGUGGUGGAGCACAUGAUGAAACCCUUCUCCUCGCCGUAUCGCCUUACACUGCGGAGGGCAUACGAAUUGAUCAGAACUGCCUGAACGGUUCAUGCAAAAAAGAAGAAAAAACGAUGGAGGAGCAUAAAAUAUACGAAAAAAAUAUGAACAGUUCAGAAAAAAAAGGAGAAAAAGAAAAUGCACACAUGGAGCUAGCUACAAUGAGAAAAGAGAAAAUAAAUCACAUGUAUGUUCAGAAUAGGGAAAUAAGCGAACUGAACAUAUACUUGAAAUAUUUCUUAAGUCAAAAUUUCUCAUCAGACAAAAGUGUAGAGGAAAAUAUUAUCUACAUAAAUAAAUAUCAAAAAAUUAAAUUAAACUGUACAGGAUUUCUUUUUUUUGUGUGUUAUCUUUUGAAGUAUAUAAUAAAAGAAACAAACUAUGAUACUUGCCACUAUUUUAUUGACUCGAGUGUGAUCAUUCAGUUGUUGUGCGACUACAUAUACCACUUGAUAUUUUACAAGCACGACGUUCUGUGUUAUAAGUGCGUAAAUGGAGGGGAAUUAAUAAUGUGUGAUUUUUUAGGCUGCACUCAAGGAUGGCAUUCCUACUGCUUAUGCUCGAAAGCGGGAGCAGAGGAGCAGAAGUCCAAGCGUAAGUGGAUCUGUCCCAGCUGCCUCAGCACAAACUUGUCCCAGAUUUUUAAGCGGGGCUUCUAUAACCAAAAUGAAAUCAUACAGAAUUACUGGAAGAGAAGAGUUUACAUUUACAAAAUAAAGUUCUUUCUCUCGAGAACACGCCGGAUCAGGCGACGAUUAGACCUGUUGCAAGUGGAGCUCUCCAAAAGGAUUAAUUGA
Plasmodium knowlesi strain H is the source of this 6543-nucleotide messenger RNA. RefSeq names its product lysine-specific histone demethylase 1, putative. The record is from RefSeq and is a predicted model, not a curated record. Lineage: Eukaryota; Apicomplexa; Aconoidasida; Haemosporida; Plasmodiidae. The transcript is spliced from 2 exons. Bases 1 to 6543 code for a protein of 2180 amino acids. Gene Ontology annotation, molecular function: oxidoreductase activity.